Messenger RNA from Pisolithus orientalis, 639 nucleotides. RefSeq lists its product as uncharacterized. The record is from RefSeq and is a predicted model, not a curated record. Lineage: Eukaryota; Fungi; Basidiomycota; Agaricomycetes; Boletales; Pisolithaceae. Gene Ontology annotation, cellular component: transcription factor TFIIIC complex. The transcript has 3 exons. Gene Ontology annotation, biological process: transcription by RNA polymerase III. The coding region runs from base 36 to 566 and encodes 176 amino acids.
GCCUCCGCGUUCCAAACACUUCAACGCUUGACGACAUGCCAGCUCAAUCGCUCGUGCCAGGGUACAGGCAAGUAGAAGCCUUUGGGCCCGACGAAGAAUACGAGGAUGAAGAAGAGGUCUCAUACGUGACAUUCGAUCUCGGAACAGUAGAACCCACUCUUCUUUCCAACAGUUCGACUUACAGGCUUAUCGGUCUGGACACGCCUACGCCCUACCUCCAACUUGCCGGUUCUAUAUUCAAGGGCAGGCAUGACAGCCUUCUUGGCACAGAGCUUUUGUUCACCGAGGAAAAGACCGACAAGAGUUCUACAAAACGCUCUCUCGUCCACGCUGGUUCGACAGAACAGCGCGUCUGUUUUAAGGAAGUACAGCUCAAGGAGAAAGCACGACGUCCACCAGAAGCAGAGAGCGAGGCCCCUCACGCCCCGGGUAGUGGCUCGGUGGUAGCUCAGCCUGACCUUUACCUGGAAAUGCUGAGCGGGCAAAGCUCAGCAAGUCCCGUUCGCAAGCGGAAAAGGGGUUCUAAGAAGGGCAAGGAGAGGGCGAUCGAGCCCUACGCCAGUUAACGUUUAUUACCGUAGUUGUAUUACUGUUGGUAGUAGCGCCACUAGAGACAAACACAGCCAAACAAGUUUCCCC